Messenger RNA from Corticium candelabrum, 1784 nucleotides. Its product is annotated as protein spinster homolog 1-like. NCBI's taxonomy places the organism in Eukaryota, Metazoa, Porifera, Homoscleromorpha, Homosclerophorida, Plakinidae. Gene Ontology annotation, cellular component: membrane. Gene Ontology annotation, molecular function: transmembrane transporter activity. Gene Ontology annotation, biological process: transmembrane transport. The transcript is spliced from 10 exons. The record is from RefSeq and is a predicted model, not a curated record. Bases 58 to 1707 code for a protein of 549 amino acids.
CAGUCAGUGGCUCGUGUCGCGCAUGCGCAGUGGGAAUGAGAGUUUUGUUAGGCGAAGAUGACGUCGGAAAAGUUGAAGUACGUCUCGUUGAUUAUUCUGUGCGCGAUCAAUCUUCUCAAUUACAUGGACAGAUUUACUGUUGCGGGAAUUGUGACGAUUUUACAACAGCCAACCGACUGUAUUAACUGUGCCUGCAACAGCUCACACUACCACUAUCGGAACACCACUCACAAAAAUAUUUCUGUCGGUUACGAAUGUGUUGCUCAAAGUAGCAGCAGGAAAAACUCUUCUAGCGGCAUUUGCUGGUGCUGCUGUGGUCUGGGAAUAGAUGAUGAGCAAGUAGGAUUACUGACGACGAUAUUUAUCGUCAGCUACGCGUUGUUGUCGCCCGUAUUUGGCUACUGUGGUGAUCGAUACAGCCGGAAGAAGUUGAUUGCUCUGGGGAUUACCAUCUGGUCUGGGUUCACGUUGGCGGGGUCAUUUUUCAAAGUUUACUAUGCAUUUCUUAUAAUGCGAAGUUUAGUUGGUGUGGGCGAGGCCAGCUAUGGCACCAUUGCUCCAACUAUUAUUGCGGACUUGUUUCCGGCGAAUAAGAGGUUACUCAUGCUCUCUUUAUUUUAUCUUACGACUCCCUUCGGAAGUGCUCUGGGAUAUAUUGUUGGCUCACAUGUUGCUACAUUGUUCAAUUGUUGGCAAUGGGCAUUUAGGGUGACUCCAGUUUUUGGCAUCAUACUGGCAUUACUCUGUUUGUGUGUCGUUCAAGAACCUCCACGAGGUCACAGCGAUACUAACUCAGAUGGUACCAUGCAGUCAAGCCAAAACAUGAAGGGAGUAUCUGGUGCUGGUGCUUUCUUGAAUGAUGUUGUUAUGAUACUGAAGUGUAAGAGUUUUGUGUGGUCGACGCUGGGAUUUUCCUGUAUGUCGUUUGUUGUGGGCGCUCUGACACAAUGGGCACCCACUUUCAUCAUCUGGGCAUCUCAAGUAGCGUACGGGCCAAAACAUGGCUACACAGUUUCCCAUGCCAGCUUCUACUUCGGUCUCGUCACCGUCUUGACGGGAGUUAGUGGUGUGCUAGUCGGUGGAGAAGUAGCGAGGCGUUGGGGAAAGAAAAACCGCCAAGCCGACGCGCUCGUUUGUGCCAUCGGGUUGUUGGGCUGCGUGCCGUUCCUCUUCUUUGCACUCGUCUACGCCCACAUAGCACCGGCUGUGUUCUGGGCGCUGUGUGUUUUUGCGGAGUUUUUGCUGUGUGUAAUGUGGGCACCUGUGGCAGCCAUUCUUUUGUAUGUCAUAGUUCCUCAGAGAAGAUCGACAGCUGAAGCUAUUCAAAUUCUUUUUAUUCAUUUGCUUGGUGAUGCUUUCAGUCCUCUCAUCAUUGGAAAGAUUUCUGACUCUUUGAGAGGUACUAGUCAUACUCCCGAUGUAAAGCAUGCUACUCCAGCUGAAGCGAGACAGGAGUACUUCGCUCUCCAGCAUGCUUCCUAUAUUACAACUUUUGUAGCAGUAUUGGGUGGUGCUUGUUUUCUUGUCACGUCCUUCUAUUUGGUUCAAGACAGGAAGGCAGCUGUGGAUGCAACUAGGGCAAACAAGAGAUCCUCUGAACGAGUACUUGUCAACUCUGGUGAAGAUGAAGACAAUGAUAAUUCGAAAGAACCAUCAAAAUGGGACUAUGACACAGAAUGUUUAGUCAGUGGAGCUACAUGUACAUGAAUGAUUCUAAAUGAUUCUAGAUUGAAUUGGUUUUUGAUAAUGUUGUGUAAGCAAUGUAAUGUGUGAAUGUGCUUUGA